CAUUUCUAGUGUUCGACUUAUUACGUGAACGAACUGUCUAGUUUUAUAAAGGCGUGAAAAUGUCAGAGAACGCAGAGAAUAAACAGAACGAAAAGCAGAUAUUGUCAGAAAAAGAAUCUGAAGUGGAUGAAGAGCUAAAUACCCUUUUGGAGAGUGCCUUAAAAGACUUUGAAAAACCACAAGGAGCAGAAAGUUCACCUAAGAAAAAUGUCAAACAUGUCCCCCCUGGAGGUGACCAGGUUGAUCCCAUGUCUGAGAUGUUUGCCGAGGAAUUCUCAGAUGAAAUGGCGAAACAGUUCCAGGAAACAAUGAAAGGUCUGCUGGGAAAUGAUCCCAAAAUGAAGGAGCAAAUUGAAAAAUUGGCAGAAGCUGCAGAAAAGACAGAUGGGGCACAAGGAUCAGAGGACUUUGCUAAAACUUUUGCUAGCACAAUAGAAAGCAUGACAGAAAAUCUGGAUGGAUUGCAGGGUGACAUGAAUGAUGAGGAUUUGCUGAAGGCCUUCACCAGCAUGGGUAUGGAGGAAGAGGGGGAAGGCUUUAUGCCAAUGAUGCAGGGGAUGAUGAAGACUCUUUUAUCCAAAGAAAUACUCUAUCCCUCCCUGAAGGAGCUCUCACAAAAGUAUCCAAAGUGGAUAGAAGAAAACAAGAAUAAAGUGGAAGCCCAACAGAUGACAAAGUAUCGGGAACAUGAUCGGAUAGUACGGGAAAUCUGUGUCGAGUUUGAAGCAGAGCAUGUUUCAGACACAGAGGAUGUCAAAAAGUUAAGAUUUGAACGCAUAGUGGACUUAAUGCAACAGAUGCAAAAUAUGGGGCAGCCACCUAAAGAAAUAGUGGGGGAUAUGGCACCAGGGUUAGAAUUUGAUGAGAAUGGAAUGCCAAAAAUGCCCAAUGGAUGUCCGAUGAUGUAACUGUGAUAUAAAUAAGUACUGUAAUCAGAGAACUUGUGAUCAGGUGUGAUUAUGUAAUAUUUGAGAAGCUGAGAGGUCCUUGUGUGAUUAGGGUAAUGAUUUCCAAGAGUGUUUUCGAAGUCUAGAUGUGAGUGCAAUAAUUUCUUUUAAAAAUGUAUUUGAGAGAGAGAGAGAGAGAGAGAGAGAGAGAGAGAGAGAGAUUUACCAAUAUUUUGAUAAUGUUUUAUUAGCAUUGAAAAAAAUCAUAACACUGUUAUUUAUCCCUUAUUUUAUGAUCAUUGUUAUUCUUACCAUUUGUCAUUUGUUUUGUUUCUCAUGAAUAGUAUGCCUAUAAUGAGUUUGUGAUUGAUAGAUCAGGUCUUAAUUUUAUAAUCAAAAUAUCUAAUGCAUAUGA
Molecule: messenger RNA, 1302 nt
Organism: Magallana angulata
Lineage: Eukaryota; Metazoa; Mollusca; Bivalvia; Ostreida; Ostreidae
Product: peroxisomal biogenesis factor 19-like
Exons: 8
Coding region: 60-908 (282 amino acids)
Biological process (GO): protein import into peroxisome membrane
Cellular component (GO): peroxisome; peroxisomal membrane
Source: RefSeq, a predicted model, not a curated record